This is a messenger RNA of Bombyx mori (domestic silkworm), 1779 nucleotides long. RefSeq names its product ELL complex EAP30 subunit (gene lsn). The record is from RefSeq and is a predicted model, not a curated record. Bases 941 to 1690 code for a protein of 249 amino acids. Gene Ontology annotation, biological process: protein transport to vacuole involved in ubiquitin-dependent protein catabolic process via the multivesicular body sorting pathway. Gene Ontology annotation, cellular component: ESCRT II complex. Lineage: Eukaryota; Metazoa; Arthropoda; Insecta; Lepidoptera; Bombycidae. The transcript has 5 exons.
CAGGAUGACAAUUUUGUCCCUAAAAGAACAUACCUUGUUUAUGUUUUCCAAUUUAGUUUUGUAGCCUAUUAAUUCUUUUUGUUGCUAUUAAAUAAUUUCUAAAAUUUACUUCAAAUAUUAAAUUAAUAGUAUGUGUAUCAAUAAAUACUCACCAGACGCAGUAAAUAUUCUGAUAUCAACAUAUUCAUAGCUUGGACUUGAGUCUCAUUAUAAUCACAUCACUGCAUAUACAUCUUCAAUCAAAAAAUGAUGGUAUACACAGCAGAGGUUCAGCACUUAAUGACUAGGUAUUGCUUUUAUUUUUCGGUUACGUGGCUUUCAUGAACCAACUAGUUUCACUUGAUUCUCUAGCAAAGAGGACCAUUCAGAUUGUUAACCAUUUCGAUUACCUGUUACUUGUGUUAAAGAAAAAAUAAAUAAAAAAAAGUCAUUGCUUGUGACUUUUUGGGGGGAACGCGAGGAGCGAAGUUGUGUGAAUUGUUUUAUUUUGUCUCUUUAGUGUUUCACAAAUGUGGGAAAACGAAACAAAGCUGCUGAACGUAGCUCCUCGGGAUCCUCCAAAAAGUCCACUGAAAAAGUCUCAGUACAUAACCAUCAUUUUGCCGAGAUUAUAUUUCAUCCCAUAUCAUCUCAUUUCAUUUAAUUUCAUGCCAAUUGGUUAUUGUUUCAAAUUAAUCAACUUCAUUUAGUUUAUACAAUUUUGUAGUUUGUGUUUCAUUUAAAAAGAUUGGUCUGUAGGGUAUGACAUCUUUGCCUUUCCACUUAGAAAAUAGAACUACUACUGGGUCAUUGCUUGUCACAUCUGACAUUAUUUACAUUUUAUAUGUUAGAAGGUUCAAAAUUCAGCUUACAGUAAUAAAUUAUUACAUGUACUUAAAUUAAUUCUUAAUAGAGUACUAUUAGCAACGUAAUAAUACACUUUAAUACAAUACAACCAAAAAUGCGACGCCGCGCAGGUGUAGGUGCAAUCCAAAAACACAGAUUGGAACAAGAGAAAUAUAAAGAAAAGGGCACAGAAAUACAAGAAAACCAAUUCCAGCAGAUGUCGAAACAACUGGAAGUGUUUAGGGAAAAUUUGGAAGAUUUUGCAUCAAAACACAAGAGUGAAAUAAAGAAGAAUGCUCAGUUCAGAAGGCAAUUUCAGGAAAUGUGUGCUGCCAUCGGUGUGGAUCCACUGGCUUCGGGGAAAGGAUUCUGGUCUGUUCUUGGUAUUGGUGAUUUUUACUAUGAGCUAGGAGUGCAAAUAGUAGAGGUGUGCUUGGCUACCAACUACAAGAAUGGAGGUCUCAUAACUUUAGAGGAAUUACGUUCCAGACUUAUAGCUUCUCGUGGCCGAGCAAAGAAGCAUCAAGACAUCACAAAUGAAGAUCUGCUAGCGGCAGUGAAAAAACUAAGGAUAUUUGGAAAUGGGUUUACUGUAGUUCCGAUCAGUAAAGGCAAAUGGCUGGUUCAAUCGGUGCCUGGUGAAUUAAACAUGGAUCAAACACUAGUUCUUCAGAAGGCCAGUGGACUUGGAACAGCGUGGGUCUCUGUUAGUGUUCUCACUAGCGACCUCGGUUGGACUGAAAUCAGAGCCGAGAAUGCUUUGAACCAUAUGGUGAGAGAAGGUCUCGCCUGGGUGGACUCGCAGGAACCGAAAGAGACGUUGUACUGGUUCCCUAGCAUGUUUGCAGAAUGCGUAUCAGCAUGAACUAUAAGCCUAUGUGAUAUAUGUAUGUAAUUCUGUAAAUUAAUAUAAAAUUUAUUUUUGUACAUGAAAAAUAAAAAAUUAUAAUCGUU